This is a messenger RNA of Colletotrichum karsti, 3909 nucleotides long. Its product is annotated as hsp90-like protein. NCBI's taxonomy places the organism in Eukaryota, Fungi, Ascomycota, Sordariomycetes, Glomerellales, Glomerellaceae. Bases 1 to 3909 code for a protein of 1302 amino acids. Gene Ontology annotation, biological process: cellular hyperosmotic response; phosphorylation; phosphorelay signal transduction system. The transcript has 5 exons. Gene Ontology annotation, molecular function: phosphorelay sensor kinase activity. Gene Ontology annotation, cellular component: membrane. The record is from RefSeq and is a predicted model, not a curated record.
AUGGUCGACGACUCAGCCUUGGCCGCUGCCGCGGCCAUAGUACAAUCACUCGCCGCCGAUGGUUCGACACCGAUGUCCCUACCCCUCAAGGCCGAUGCGCGAAUCGAGCUCCCCGGUCGUGAUACCCCGGCGAAGCGAAGCCUCGAGGCCGAGUUAGCCAAGCUGGCCCAGAGAAUCGAGAAGCUCGAGAACAGAGCCCACGCCUCCGUCGCUUUCCCGGAAACACCCAACGAGGUCCACGAUUCCCUUUUUGGCGACGACUCCGAGGGCACAUCGCCGUCAUCAUCAAAUAGCCGAUCCAUCCCCAGGCCAAAGUUCCAACGCGAAGGUACCGCCACAGACGACCCAAGCCUCGCAGACAGCCCGCUGACUGACGAAGCUUUGGAAAGCUUGCAAGAGAAGGUGCUUGACCAGGAGAAGGGGAUUUCUAGCGCGAGACAGGAAAUAAGCAGUGUCAGCGCCCAACUCCUCGAGCAGAAGGAACUGCAGGAGCAGGCCUUCUUCAAGAUCGAACAGGAGAGAGUCGCUACCUUGGAACGGGAACUAUGGAAACACCAAAAGGCAAACGAGGCUUUCCAAAAGGCCUUGCGCGAAAUCGGUGAGAUCGUUACAGCUGUCGCGCGUGGAGACCUUUCCAAGAAGGUCCGCAUGAACACUGUCGAAAUGGACCCGGAAAUCACCACCUUCAAACGGACAAUCAACACCAUGAUGGAUCAGCUACAGGUAUUCUCAAGCGAGGUCUCUCGCGUCGCCCGAGAGGUCGGAACCGAAGGCUUGCUCGGCGGCCAAGCCCGCAUCGAAGGUGUCGACGGUACAUGGAAAGAACUCACGGACAACGUCAACGUAAUGGCUCAAAAUCUCACGGAUCAAGUGCGCGAAAUCGCAUCGGUAACCACGGCUGUCGCUCACGGCGACUUGACUAAAAAGAUUGAACGCCCUGCCCGAGGAGAAAUUCUGCAACUGCAACAAACGAUCAACACUAUGGUGGACCAACUUCGAACAUUCGCAUCUGAAGUCACACGCGUCGCCCGCGACGUCGGAACUGAGGGUAUACUUGGCGGACAAGCUGACGUCGAAGGUGUGAAGGGCAUGUGGAACGAGUUAACGGUCAAUGUCAACGCGAUGGCAAAUAAUUUAACGACACAAGUGCGAGAUAUCAUCAAGGUGACGACUGCCGUCGCCAAGGGAGAUCUCACACAAAAGGUACAAGCGGAUUGCCGGGGCGAGAUUUUCGAUCUCAAGUCUACCAUCAACUCCAUGGUCAACCAACUUCAACAGUUUGCCCGGGAGGUCACCAAGAUUGCGAGAGAAGUCGGCACUGAGGGCCGACUCGGUGGCCAGGCCACCGUCCACGACGUUGAGGGAACUUGGAGAGACCUUACCGAGAACGUCAACGGUAUGGCCAUGAAUUUGACGACACAAGUGCGCGCCAUCGCCAAGGUUACCACCGCCGUCGCCAACGGUGAUCUUACGGAGAAAAUCAGAGUACCCGUACGCGGUGAGAUUCUCGAUCUCAAGAACACCAUCAACACCAUGGUUGACCGUCUCGGAACUUUCGCCUUUGAGGUCAGCAAGGUCGCCAGGGAAGUCGGCACCGACGGAACACUCGGCGGGCAAGCCCAAGUCGACAAUGUGGAAGGAAAAUGGAAGGAUCUCACCGAAAACGUCAAUACCAUGGCAUCGAAUCUCACAUUACAAGUCCGAAGCAUCUCCACUGUCACACAGGCCAUUGCGAACGGCGACAUGAGUCAGAAGAUCGAAGUUGAGGCCCAAGGAGAAAUCCGGGUCCUCAAGGAGACCAUAAACAACAUGGUCGACAGGCUGUCCAACUUCUGCAACGAGGUUCAGAGAGUGGCAAGAGACGUCGGCGUCGACGGCAAGAUGGGCGCUCAGGCAGAUCCUGCUGGAUUGAAGGGCCGCUGGCGUGAGAUCACAACGGACGUAAAUACCAUGGCUAGCAACCUGACGACCCAAGUGCGCGCCUUCUCGGACAUAACCAAUUUAGCCACAGACGGGGAUUUCACAAAACUCGUCGAAGUCGAAGCAUCAGGCGAGAUGGACGAGCUCAAACGAAAAAUCAACCAGAUGGUGUCGAAUCUACGGGAUAGUAUCCAGAGGAACACACAAGCUCGUGAGGCGGCAGAAUUGGCCAACAAGACGAAGUCCGAGUUCCUGGCAAAUAUGUCUCACGAAAUCCGCACACCCAUGAACGGUAUCAUCGGCAUGACGCAACUCACCCUGGACACAGACUUGACGCAGUACCAGCGAGAAAUGUUGAACAUCGUCAACAGUCUCGCCAAUAGUCUACUGACAAUCAUCGACGACAUCUUAGAUUUGUCCAAGAUCGAAGCUAGGAGAAUGGUCAUCGAGGAGAUCCCGUAUACUUUACGAGGAACCGUCUUCAAUGCCCUCAAGACUUUGGCUGUCAAGGCCAACGAGAAAUUCCUCGACCUCACGUACCGGGUCGACAGCUCUGUGCCUGAUCACGUCAUCGGAGAUUCUUUCCGUCUUAGGCAGAUCAUCUUGAACCUGGUUGGCAACGCCAUCAAGUUCACCGAGCACGGCGAAGUCAGUCUCACGAUCAAGAAGGCCGACCCGGCAGAGUGGAAGUGCAACCCCGACCAAUACGCCAUCGAAUUCAUCGUCACCGACACUGGUAUCGGCAUUGCCGCCGACAAACUCGACCUCAUCUUCGACACUUUCCAGCAAGCUGACGGAUCAAUGACCAGGAAAUUCGGCGGUACCGGACUCGGUUUGUCCAUUUCGAAGCGCCUAGUGAAGCUCAUGGGCGGCGACCUGUGGGUUAAGAGCCAACAUGGUCAGGGCUCUGAGUUUCACUUUACGUGUCGCGUUCGUUUGUCUGAUCUUGGUGUCGAGUCCAUCGAGAAGCAGAUCAAGCCGUACAAGGGUCACCAAGUUCUCUUUGUCGACAAAGCGCAGACGUCGUGCGGCCCGCAGAUUCGCGAGAUGCUCUACAAGAUCAGCUUGGUGCCUGUCGUGGUCCAGUCGGAGAAGGAUCCGGUGCUUACCGACAUCCGCGACGCCCAGGCGAUGCCCUACGAUGUUAUCAUCGUCGACUCGAUCGAUACGGCCAGACGGCUUAGGUCGGUGGAUGACUUCAAGUACCUGCCGAUCGUUCUCCUGGCACCGGUUGUGCACGUCAACCUCAAGUCUUGCCUGGACCUGGGUAUCACGUCCUACAUGACGACGCCUUGCACCGCUGUCGACUUGGGUAACGGUAUGAUCCCUGCUCUUGAAAACAGAGCGACGCCUUCUCUCGCGGACAACACCAGAUCUUUCGAUAUCCUACUCGCCGAAGACAACAGGGUCAACCAGAGGCUCGCCGUCAAGAUUCUCGAGAAGUACCACCACGUGGUCACCGUUGUGGGCAACGGUCUUGAAGCUGUCGAGGCAAUCAAGCGCAAGAAGUUUGAUGUCAUUCUCAUGGAUGUACAGAUGCCUAUCAUGGGCGGCUUUGAGGCAACUGGCAAGAUUCGUGAGUACGAGCGCAGCCUCGGCACGCAUCGUACCCCUAUCAUUGCCCUGACAGCCCACGCCAUGAUGGGUGAUCGUGAGAAGUGCAUCCAGGCCCAGAUGGACGAGUACCUGUCCAAGCCUCUGCAGCAGAACCAUCUCAUCCAGACUAUUCUCAAGUGUGCAACCCUCGGCGGUCAGUUACUUGAGAAGAACAGAGAGAGGGAUCUGGCUCAGCAGGUCAGGGUCAAGGCCAGCGGCAAUGAGCAGCCUCAGUCUCACCUGCGCCCACCCUUGGAGAGCCGGGCCUUCACUUCAAAAGAACCAAUGACGGGCCCUAGUCCAGCCAGCCCAGCUGCGGCCACCGCGGACCAGGAUGACCCCAUAACCAGGGCACGUAACGGCCUUUCCGACUCGCGCAGCCUAACAAGCUAA